CCGCUAUAUAUACCCACGGCCCCCCGGUCCAAGCACAGUCCACCACCAGCGGCCACAGCAGCACCAGCCAUGGAAUACAAGGUUUUGGGAGUCCUUUUCUUGGUCACAGCCAUUCUGGCAGCCGAUGAGAAAGAAGAAAAGAAGGCUGACGAUGAUAAGAAACAAGACAAGCGAGGUCUUCUCGGCUUGGGCUACGGCUAUGGUGGACACGGGCUAGAUUUAGGAUAUGGUGGACACGGCCUUGAUGGAUUCGGAGGAUUGGGAGGUUACGGAUAUGGAGGAUAUGGAGGAUACGGUCAUGGUGGACACUACAGCAUCGGUCAUGGUCACAUCAAAGCCAUCACCAUCCACAAGGAAAUACCAGUCGCAGUACCACAGCCCUACCCCGUCCACGUCGAGAAGCAAGUCCCAGUGCCAUACCCAGUCAAGGUCGAAGUUCCUGUCGACAGGCCAUACCCAGUCCAUGUACCCAAGCCAUACCCAGUCGCCGUCGACAGGCCAGUACCUUACCCAGUCGAGAAGCCAGUCCCAUACCCAGUCAAGGUUCCAGUCAAGGUACCAGUCGCUGCUCCCUACCCAGUACCAGUCCCAAAACCAUACCCAGUCCAUGUUGAAAAGCACAUCCCUGUCGCAGUACCUCACCCAGUUAUAGUACACAAGCCAGUUCCAGUGCUCGUUAAGAGCCACCACGGAUGGGACGGUCAUUACGGUGGUCACGGAAGCUACGGCGGAAUCGGAUCCCUUGGUCACUACGGCUACCACUAAAUCAAACCUCAAAUCAAAAUAUUUAAUUGUAAUUUUAUAUUUAAAUAAACUUUAUAUAUAAUUUUUAUACAAAAACAUUUUUUUUACUAUGCUUAGUAAAUAAGAAACGCCAUUUAAGUACAAAUCACUUCAAGUUACCAUCAUGACUUUACCUACCCAACACAGCCAAAUUUAUUUGUAAAUGUACAAAUGUAAAAAAAUAAAAUAAUUUUGUACAUAACAAUGUUGAAUUAUUUAACAAUAAACCUAAU
Nezara viridula (southern green stink bug) is the source of this 1016-nucleotide messenger RNA. NCBI's taxonomy places the organism in Eukaryota, Metazoa, Arthropoda, Insecta, Hemiptera, Pentatomidae. The record is from the annotation of a GenBank genome assembly.